AUGUCGUCUACCACAAUGAUGGGCAUGGACGACAUGAGAAUGACAUUCUUCUUUUCCUCAACCACGCCGCCUUUCUCCACGAAUUGGACGCCAAACACCACAGGCCAGUACGCAGGCACAUGCAUCUUCUUGAUUGCUUUUGCGGCAGUCUUUCGAGCACUGCUAGCCGUCCGAGUAAAUUUCUCCUUGCUGAUGACUGCCGUCGACAUGCAUCGCAACAGGGGUGUGUAUGAGCCAUACCAGAAUGAAAAGGCGCCUCAGCAUUCCUGGCGAGCAAAGGAUGCAAUUUUGACAGGCUUCAUGGAUCUCGUGCUCGCGGCGGUGGCAUACCUACUAAUGAUUGCGGUGAUGACCAUGAAUGUUGGAUAUUUCCUGAGUGUAUUGGCAGGUGUCUUCGUUGGCAGUGUGAUGUUUGGACGAUUCAUUGCCAAUGCUGCAGCACAUUAA
Messenger RNA from Cladophialophora psammophila CBS 110553, 447 nucleotides. RefSeq lists its product as uncharacterized. Gene Ontology annotation, cellular component: plasma membrane. The record is from RefSeq and is a predicted model, not a curated record. NCBI's taxonomy places the organism in Eukaryota, Fungi, Ascomycota, Eurotiomycetes, Chaetothyriales, Herpotrichiellaceae. Gene Ontology annotation, molecular function: copper ion transmembrane transporter activity. The transcript is spliced from 2 exons. Gene Ontology annotation, biological process: copper ion transmembrane transport; intracellular copper ion homeostasis. The coding region runs from base 1 to 447 and encodes 148 amino acids.